Molecule: messenger RNA, 1242 nt
Organism: Penicillium atrosanguineum
Lineage: Eukaryota; Fungi; Ascomycota; Eurotiomycetes; Eurotiales; Aspergillaceae
Exons: 4
Coding region: 1-1242 (413 amino acids)
Cellular component (GO): membrane
Molecular function (GO): serine-type endopeptidase activity
Source: RefSeq, a predicted model, not a curated record
AUGUCGACUUGCGCAAGGAACCCAGAAUCGAAAAGUGACGGGAUUGCAGGUAGUCCUCGUACGACGAAGAGUCGAGUCCUUGAAGCUGGCGCUUCAAUGGUGCAAGACUUUACACCGGUCAAGCAAAUAUGUGCUCAUCUCAAUGCAUUUCACGUCUACGCCAACGACCCAACUCGAUGCGUCGAAGCCAACCACUACUGCACGCAUUUGACAGAAGAUGUCCGACAAUGCCUUAUCUAUGACUCCCCCGAAUCCAAUGCUCGUCUGAUCGGCGUCGAAUACAUGGUCUCGCCACGCAUAUUUGUCACUCUUCCACCCGAAGAGCGGAAGUUAUGGCAUACGCAUGAAUUUGAAGUUAAGAGCGGUAUGCUCGUUAUGCCGGCCCCAGCAGGCGUACCUACCGCCGUGUGGGAAGCUGCCGAGACGGCUGAGAUGGCAGAUGUUGCCCCGAUUUAUGGAAAGACAUAUCAUUUCUGGCAGGUCGAUCGUGGAGAUAUAGUACCAAUGGGUCCACCGCAGUUAAUGGGUAGCUUUACGACACCUGAUAGCGUGAAGCUAGCUCACGAAGGCGGUUUAGAUGGGCUGCUGAAAGAUCGCAACGAGAGGUUUGGGGUCGACCAUCAUCAGAAGGCGAAGAAGCGAGAGGAUAUUCCACCCGUUGAGAAACAUCCUGCAACAACUUCUCGAAGCUCGAAGCAUGUGCUCGAGGAACUCUCCAUGGACCGUCUUUUGCGAUCAGCGCUGAGGCUUCAGCGGGGUACCAUUGCCCGGUAUGCCCUCAAUGGCACAGGCUUGUUCUGCGCCAUCUCUUUGUUCUGGGAGCACGUCGUGACAGUGCAACUCAGCGAGGGACCUUCGAUGUAUCCGACCUUCAAUCCUCGAGGCGACUGGCUCGUCAUCUCACGACUACACACCAAUGGUAAAGGAAUCCAAAUCGGCGACGUGGUGCGGUUUAAUCAUCCGACGUUCCUCGGCACACACGCAGCCAAGCGGGUGGUGGGAAUGCCCGGGGACUUCGUCUGUCGUGACCAAGCGUUUAGCGAGGAAGCUGGGAAACAAAUGGAUAUGAUUCGGGUCCCCGAGGGUCACGUAUUCCUUGUCGGCGACAACCUUCCCUGGUCGAGAGACUCGCGACAAUUCGGCCCGGUGCCUCUCGGACUUAUCAAUGGCAAAGUUGUUGCACGACUCUGGCCGAAGUUGGAGUGGGUGGAAAAUACCAUGCAGCCCGCGCAAUUGGACUAA